GGCGGUCCCGCACAUGCCCAGCACCGCGGGCAGCCGCCGCCGCCACCCGCCCGGUGCCAGCCCCGGCCCUGUCCCCGUCCCUGUCCCGCCGAUAUGAAUUAUUCUCGGUUUCUCACAACUGUGAGUGCAGCAAGAAAGGAAUCUCCAAUAAGACUUCUGACUGAAUUGAUGCAAAGGUCUCCUCCAUCUCUCAUCUCUCUGGCUGGAGGGGCACCAAACCCUAAUGUUUUUCCAUUUAAGAAGGCUACUGUUGCCAUUGGACAUGGAAAUGCUAUUGAGAUUGGGGAAGAUUUGAUGAAGAGGGCUCUUCAGUACUCCGCCUCAGCAGGGAUUCCAGAACUGUUGUCUUGGUUAAAGAACUUUCAGAGAAAUCUACACAAUCCACCAACAGCCAACUAUAGUCCUGAGCAAGGACAAAUGGAAGUGUGUGUCACAACUGGCAGCCAGGAAGGCUUGUGCAAAGUAUUUGAAAUGCUCAUUAAUCCUGGAGACAACAUCCUUUUGGAUGCACCUACAUAUGCUGGGACACUAGCAGCUCUGAGACCUUUGGGUUGUAACAUUAUUAAUGUUCCUAGUGACCAACAUGGCAUUAUUCCAAACGCUCUAAAAGAAAUUCUAUCUGCUUGGAGUCCAGAAGAUAUAAAAAGUCGUAGUCACAGUCUCCCCAAAUUCCUAUACACUAUUCCGAAUGGCUGCAACCCAACUGGCAACUCUCUGACUGCAGAGCGCAAAAAGGAGAUCUACCAGCUUGCAAGAAAAUAUGAUUUCCUUAUAAUAGAAGAUGAUCCUUACUACUUCCUUCAGUUUGAAAAGCCAUGGGCUCCAACUUUUCUCUCAAUGGAUUUGGAUGGCCGAGUUAUCAGGACUGACUCUUUCUCUAAAAUUCUCUCAUCUGGGUUGAGAAUAGGUUUUCUGACAGGUCCCAAGCCUCUUAUUGACAGAGUUAUUCUACACAUUCAGGUUUCAACAAUGCACACCAGCACUUUCACACAGAUUAUGAUAUCACAGCUUCUUCAGCAAUGGGGAGAAAAGGGCUUUUUGAAGCAUAUAGACAGAGUUGUGGAGUUCUACAAGACCCAGCAGGAUGCAAUGCUUGUUGCUGCUGACAAGUGGUUAAAAGGCUUGGCAGAAUGGUAUCCUCCUGCUGCUGGCAUGUUCUUAUGGAUCAAAAUUAAGGGAGUUUCUGAUACAGAGCAGCUGAUCAUGGAAAAAGCCUUGCAGAAAGAAGUGUUACUUGUUCCUGGAAGAGCAUUCAAUAUCAAGAGUUCAGAGCCUAGUUCUUAUGUCAGAGCUUCCUUCUCUCUAUCUUCUCCAGCCCAGAUGGAUCUGGCUUUCAGGAGACUGGCUGACCUUAUAAAAGAAGCUUGAUGGAAAAGCUGAACAGAGCACAUACAGCAAUCAAAAAUAUCUCCAGAAAAUACUUGUUAACACUUGUAUUUCAUCAGAAUACUUUAAAAACAAGUACAACACUGUGGUUGUUUCCUUUGGAUUGCUUUUCAUUCUUUCAUUUUUAUUUCUAUUUUUUAGCUGAAAUAAUUUGCCUUUUUUUGACAGGACAUUACAUUACUAACUUUAUUCCAAUUCAAAAGCAUUUUAUAUAGUUAAGAACAAAAUGUUCUGUUGUUGUUUCCUGUCAAAUCCAUAGUACUGUUAGAUUUUAUUUGUUGUUUUUUUGUUUGUUUGUUUGUUUUUUCGCUUUUGUUUUCUGUUUGGGUUGGGAAGCAGGGAAGUCAGUUACUUAGGAAGUUACACCUGAGGUGGUCUUAAGCAUUAUUUCUUAAUCCUAGCUGAUACAUUCCUGCAACACCUUAAGUUGGAAUUGUUUUUGUGUGCCACUUUCCUUCUUGGCUCGCUGUACAGUAUCUGGUUUUGAAGAUUUGAAGAUCAAUAUUUACUUUUACUAAAGUUUGGUCAGAUAAAAAUGAUGUAAGGAUGUUUUAAAUUUGAAACUGACAAAAUCAAGGUGUAAGCAAAACAACUUUACUUAAUGACUCUGCAGCCCAACCCACAUCUCUAGGUUUCCCUCCAAUCCUCGCUGCAAGCUGGUGCUGUGGCUGAAGCCAGCCCCAGCACAGAGUCCCUUGGGGUGACACAGCACCAGGGGGAGUCUGCAGUCCCGAAGCUGCUCCUAGGGCACCAACACCAUCUUUGAAGUUGCAAAUCUUUCAAGAUGAAUCUCUGCAUUUUUACACUUUUGAUGGUGCUAAUGGAAGUCCAAACUAACAGUGUCCUCUCUAUACUGCUGCUUAACAGCAAGUUUUCAGGUUCAACUCAGUUUCAUAACCACGUGUAGCGAUUUUGAAACCUCAGACUUUUCUAUCAUCAAUAAAACAAUUUUUAUCUCAUGUUCAAUUUAGAAAAUAAUUUUAUACAAUAGAAUGAGCUGACAUAUCUAUUUAAUUAAAAUAAUAUAGCUGUUGUAUUUUACAGAGGAAUAAAUGGGAAUGUCAUUUAAGACUGAUUAGAGCUCUCAGGCAAAUACUACUGCCAUUGUUAAGCCAGACCCGAAUUAGAAAAAUGUAAUCAAAAUAUCAUUAUUAAGCAAGCCUUACAUUUGUGAUGUGUUGAAUAAUACUCUUCACCUUUCAGAGCUCUGAAUGAUUAUCUAGUUCAAUGUAAGGAAAAUGCAGUCCCAUUUGCUGCACAUCAGAUGUUUUUACUAUCAGCUAAUUUAAUUUGGAGAGAGCUUGGUUUUCUUUCCCUGACUGUGGUGAACCAUCUAAAAUUAAAUUAAUAUCCUGAACAAUGCAAAGUGAACAAUGGUAGUGAAAUCUUAUAUGCACAUGCUGUUUAACUGAACCUCAUAGUACAGUUUCUGGUCUCCUGGGACACAGGAUUCACUGUGAUUAAAUGCUCCUGGAAGAAGGCAUUUAGAUACAAAAGGAAAAUGCCAGGCAGCAGAUUCACAUGGAAAUGAUCAGGUAACGAAGGUUUUGUUAGUGCUCUUUUUCCCUUUACAUUUCAGCCCUCCAAAAGCAAAUAGCCACUUUUAUUCAUAGCUGCAUUUGGAGAUCUGAUGCAAGUAGUACAAUCUACUGUUGGGGAAGAGAGGAUACGGGGAAGGAGAGGGCUCCAUUUUGUAAGCACAUCUCUGGUGCUACCGGGGUAGGGGCAGCAACGGCUGUGGAAGGGUUUGUAGCAACACUACAGAGAGCAGCCUGAGGUGCUCAGCUCCAAGCAGGCUGGGGCUCCAGAUAUUUUGCUGAGUGGAACAUUGUUUGCACUCGCUGUCGUACCUACACCUCUGUUCCAUUGCAUUUUCAGACCUUUGGUAGACAAAAAAUGCCUAGAAAUUCUGGACAACUAGCCCCUAUACAUGACCCCAAUGAUUGUACAAGGACUGUGAAUUUCAGCACAUUCUAUUCAUACCACUUGUGCACGUGUUGUGGCACACAUACAGACUCACUGUGUGGCAUGUCACACUUCUGCUUUGGGAGUUGUACAGGUGUAGCAAGGGGGUGCAGUUUUUCCCAGCAAGGAUGGAAAUACUAACUUUGAUAACUCCAACAUAAUUCCCAAAUUUCUGCAUAAAUUGUAUGUGCAAAUUUUACGUCCACACAGGUCAUUGAUGAGAAGGAAAAUACACGCCUCUACUUCAAAAUGAGAGCCUCCCAGCAUAAGUCUGAUGAAUGAAUAAUUGGGGGACUGUGGGAAAACCUAUGGGGAAUUCAUUAGAAGAGAGAAUGUAUGUCCAUAUACAGUUAUGACAAUUCUUAUGCUAAACUGUGAGCACACAGAGAAUUAUUUCAUCCAACCAAAUGUGUCCAUGAGUAUCAGUGGUGGUAUGCAGGAAUUUACAGAGGACGCGUUGUGGAAAACGUUUGGCUUAGUUUUGGGGGAUUGUCCCAUAAAUUCUGAACAUAAAUUUCAUUUUAAACUUGAUUCUUCAAUAAUGGUUUGCUCUGUGUAGGACUUUGUCUUUUAGAACCUUGUGGCCUAUAGAUCUGCAGUACUUUCAGUUCUGCCUUUGCAGUCCAUAUUCUCAUACACUGGAGUAAAUAUUUAAAAGAGCUCUACUGCACUAUUCAUGUCCUAAUCUGCCCUGUUUGCUUUAUUAUUUAAUAGCAGUUUUCAAGCAGCCCACUGUAGGCUAUGUCUUAGGUGGGAAGAGAAUGAUUGCAGCGCUUGAACUGUAAUCAUUCUGAGUGAAAAGCACUCUGCAAAUACAAAGAAAUAUCCAUUUUCAUUCUUCUAACAUUGCUAUUAGGAAUGCCAGUACCUCACUUUUCUCAUAACAGCAGCUGUGGAGGCUUUUGUGUCACCCUGCAAAGCUCAUAUAUCGCUAUACGAGGAAGGAUAAGGAUCUUGCUGAUUCUUUUUGAGCAUUAGUAUCCCAGAGAUGUGUUAGCAAAUCUGACUGGUGCUAAAAGAUUCUCUGCUAGCUAUACAGAAUUUAGAAAAUAUAUUCAAUAUUGUAUUUUGUUUUACUUUCAAAUUAAAUAAUAUCUGGAUUGGUAUAACAAAUGAAUAUGCCAUGAUGUGACCUGGAAAAAAAUAACAUGAAGGUAUUUCAGUUUUGUGACUUACAUAGAACUUUGAACUUUAUCUUUCGCUGUAUUUGGCUAAUACUGAACUUUGAACAUAAAAGGUUUAAGAGAGGAUUUUUCUGCACUUUCCUCCAAAAAAAUCAGGCACUAACAGAUGUAGAAUACCAUUGGCCUGGCCCAGAAUAUUGAGUUCCUGGAUAUUGAAUGCUGCAAUUUGCAUCCACAUCCAGCUUGAGAUGCCAGCCCUAAAACCUUUCUAGUGUCCAGGUACAUUAGCAGAUAGGAAAUGUGAUCUUUUCAGUACAUAUCACCACUCCUGUAGCCACUGAGGACUUGAUGUAGCAACUUUGUUCUCCAUAGUUCUGGAAUAUCCACCAGAAGGUGCAUCAGCACUUGACAGAGCAUCAGCAGAGUCACUGAAGCACAAUGCUUGACAUUUGUGGGUCCUCUCAUAUGUGUCUCCUGAAAACAUCUCCCUGAUUUGUGCCAUUUUAAUAACUGGUCCUGUAGUGUUUUCAUGUCAAGUUUUUUGAAGCACAGGGCAAGAAAUGGGGAAAACAAACAAACAAACAAACAAAAACAAUACACUAAUCAUGAGGCAAAAUUACGUUAUUAAUAUUUACAAAC
Anas platyrhynchos (mallard) is the source of this 5114-nucleotide messenger RNA. It is a transcript of the gene AADAT, whose product is annotated as aminoadipate aminotransferase. The record is from RefSeq and is a predicted model, not a curated record. NCBI's taxonomy places the organism in Eukaryota, Metazoa, Chordata, Aves, Anseriformes, Anatidae. Gene Ontology annotation, biological process: biosynthetic process. Gene Ontology annotation, molecular function: L-kynurenine:2-oxoglutarate transaminase activity; pyridoxal phosphate binding.